Messenger RNA from Anopheles coustani, 1113 nucleotides. RefSeq names its product ribonuclease H2 subunit A. The record is from RefSeq and is a predicted model, not a curated record. The coding region runs from base 66 to 1052 and encodes 328 amino acids. Gene Ontology annotation, biological process: DNA replication, removal of RNA primer; mismatch repair. Gene Ontology annotation, cellular component: ribonuclease H2 complex. NCBI's taxonomy places the organism in Eukaryota, Metazoa, Arthropoda, Insecta, Diptera, Culicidae. The transcript has 2 exons. Gene Ontology annotation, molecular function: RNA binding; RNA-DNA hybrid ribonuclease activity.
CAGUUUAUCUGUAGCGAGCAAUAAUUUGUGUUGAAGUUAAGUUUUCCAUCCCGAGGAGUAGAACAAUGGAUAUAGAAAUCAAACAGGAAAACAAUAUUGAUGAAAAGAAACGUAAAAUAGAUAGUUUAGAGUCGUUGGGACCAUACAUAGUGGAGCAGGAUAACGCGAAGAACUUUGUCUACAUUUCCGAUAUUCCUCAACUGUGCAAGGACGAACCAUGCAUGCUCGGAGUAGACGAAGCGGGUCGAGGGCCCGUCUUGGGCCCAAUGGUGUAUGGAAUCGCCUUCUGUCCGCUGUCGAAGAAAAAAGUCCUAAAAACGCUCGGUUUCGCCGACUCGAAACAGCUGACCGAGGGCAAGAGAGAUGCAAUAUUCGAUGACAUGAAUCGACAGGAUUACGCCGUCGAGUCGCUCGGAUGGGCAGUCGAGGCCAUAUCACCGAACGUGAUCUCAAUGAACAUGCUGAAACGUUCGAAACAUUCCCUGAACGAAGUGUCGAUGGACUCGGCCAUCGGGUUGAUCAAUAGGGCUAUCGAGGCCGGCGUUAACAUUGCCGAGGUAUACGUGGACACGGUUGGGCCACCGGAAAAGUAUCAAGCAAAGCUGAAAACUAUCUUUCCCAAGUUCAAAAUUACCGUCGCUAAGAAGGCUGAUAGCACGUACCCGAUCGUUUCGGCGGCCAGUAUUGCGGCGAAGGUUACCCGUGAUCAUGCACUGAAGGGUUGGAAGUUCCGCGAGCGGUCGAACGAAGGCGAGAACGAUUUCGGCAGCGGAUAUCCGGGAGAUCCAACGACGAAAGAUUUUUUGGGCGAAGUAGACCUUGUUUUCGGAUUUCCGCGUUUGGUACGAUUCAGCUGGUCCACGGCAAGUAAUGCGCUGGAGAAAAAGGCGUACGAUAUGCAGUUCGAAGAUGAAUCCGAUGCUCAAGCGGCACAGAAAGCCACAUAUGGUAGUGAAAAAUUAUCCAAAUACUUUUCGGCGUCGAAAAAUGAGAAUAGGAAGAGGAACGAAUACUUCAGAGAUCGUUGCCUGGAACAUGUAGUGGACUUGUAGAAUAAAGUAUGAUGUCAACUUGGGGCGGAAAAAUGAAAUUACAAUUCGUUAUUUUUUAGAA